Molecule: messenger RNA, 2280 nt
Organism: Candida tropicalis MYA-3404
Lineage: Eukaryota; Fungi; Ascomycota; Pichiomycetes; Serinales; Debaryomycetaceae
Gene: IFM1
Product: translation initiation factor 2
Exons: 1
Coding region: 1-2280 (759 amino acids)
Biological process (GO): translational initiation
Molecular function (GO): GTP binding; GTPase activity; translation initiation factor activity
Source: RefSeq, a predicted model, not a curated record
AUGUUACCAAGAACUGUGCUAAGGGUGACAUAUCCCAGUCUAGUGUUACGAAGGGCUUAUUCGGAGAUUGUUAAAGAUUCUACUUUAGAAAAGACACCAGAAGUAAAGCCUAAGGUCAAUAGAUUUGCACAACAAUAUUCGAAACCAGCUACUACAUCCCAAUCACCACGAAAUAAAUCACCGAAGAAACAACAACAGUCAAAACAGAAUCAAAGUAACACUAAGUCACAAUCAUUUCAAAAACCACAAUCAAAGGGAAAUGACUUAGAACAAGCAAAACUAGAGCAGUAUCAAAAAUUACGUUCUCGUAUGGAAGCAGAAGUAAAAAACGGGAAUAAACUGAAAGAGGAAGUGCCUCCAGUUCAGCAACAACAAGCUCCAGUAAAACCACGUAAAAAGAUUCAAGUUCGUAAACAGAAAAAACCUGUUAAGAAAUUAGUCAAGAUUCAACUCCCACCAUUUAUUACUGUUUCCAACUUGGCAACAAUUAUGCACGUUCCAUUAAAUGAUGUUUUCAAGAAAUUGGAGGGUUUAGGAUUUGAAGAUAUUAGACAUAAUUAUAUUAUAGAUAAAGAGAAUGCUGCAAUGGUUGCAGAUGAAUAUGGCAUUGAGGUUGAAGUUUCUGAUUCUUCAAAUGAAGAUUUAUUCCCAGCACCUGAAAAACCAGAACUACUUCAAGAUAGACCACCAGUUGUUACAAUCAUGGGACAUGUUGAUCAUGGUAAAACUACUAUUCUUGAUUAUUUAAGAAAAUCAAGUAUUGUUACACAAGAGUUUGGUGGUAUUACUCAACAUAUUGGUGCGUUUUCCGUGACUACACCAAUAUCUAAAAAGAAGAUUACAUUCUUGGAUACUCCUGGACAUGCAGCUUUUUUGAAAAUGAGAGAAAGAGGGGCUAUUAUUACUGAUAUUGUUAUUUUAGUAGUUGCAGCAGAUGAUUCAGUCAUGCCACAAACUAUUGAAGCUAUAAAACAUGCAAAGAAAUCUGGGGUACCAAUUAUUGUUGCAAUCAACAAGUGUGAUAAACCUGGUGUUAAAGUUGAUAAAGUGUUAGCCGAUCUUGCGAUGCAUGAAGUGGAUAUUGAAGAUUAUGGUGGUGAUACACAAACUGUUCAAGUUUCUGGUAAGACGGGUUUAAAUAUGGAUAAAUUGGAGGAAGCUGUAAUCACAUUGAGUGAAAUGAGUGAUUUUAAAGCAGAACCUCGAGGAAUUCCUGCUGAAGGAUGGGUCAUUGAAUCAGAGGUUGUUAAAGGAAUGGGAAAUGUUGCAACGGUAUUGGUCCGUAGAGGAACUUUGAAAACAGGAGAUAUCAUAGUUGCAGGAAAGACUUUCUGUAAAAUUAGAGGAAUGAAGGAUGAAAAUGGUAAAAUGGUUAAACUUGCAGGACCUUCAACUCCAGUGAGAAUUUGGGGUUGGAAAGAAUUACCAGACAGUGGUGAUCAAUUAUUGCAAGCCAAAUCAGAACAAAUCGCCAAGAAAGUCAUUGAAUAUCGUGUUUCUAGAUCACAACAAAUCCAGGCCACUAGAGAUAUUGAAGAUAUUAAUGCUAAAAGAGCUGAUGAAUUGAAAGAUGCCCAAAGAUUGGAAAAGAUUGCUGAAUUGAAGAAAGCUGGAUUAGACACCAGUGCAUUAGAACAGGAAGAGGAAGAUAGUAAAGUCAUAAAAUGUAAUUAUAUGAUUAAAUCAGAUGUAUUUGGUUCUGCUGAAGCAAUCAAAGAGAGUAUUGAUGGAUUAGGAAAUGAUGAAGUCAAAUCGGUUGUUAUUUCACACGAAGCUGGCCCACCUACUGAUGGUGAUAUUGAUUUGGCUAAAACCUUUGAUGCUACCAUUUUCUGUUUUAAUAUGAAAGUACCUAAACCAAUUGCUGUUAGAGCAGAUAAAGAGAAAGUCAAGAUUGUGGAACAUAACAUUAUUUAUCGAUUAAUUGAGGAAGUUAAUGAAGAGUUGAGUUCUCAUUUGAAACCAAGAGUUGAAAUUAAAACAUUGGGUGAAGUGGAAAUUAAAGAUGUGUUUGUUGUGUCAGUGAAAAAACAGAAGGUUAAAGUUGCCGGUUGUAGAGUUACUUCAGGUGUCAUUAAGAGUUCAUCUCAAGUAAAAGUCUUCCGUAAUGGAGAAGAAAUCUAUACCGGUAAGUUGUCUACAUUAAAACAUGUGAAAGAUGAUAUUAGUGAAGCUGGUAAGGGUAAAGAUUGUGGUCUUUCAUUUGAUGGUUGGUCAGACUUUGAAUCUGGUGAUAAGAUCCAAGUUUAUGAAGAAAUCUUGCAUAAAAGAUACUUGUAA